Messenger RNA from Monoraphidium neglectum, 1062 nucleotides. RefSeq lists its product as hypothetical. The transcript has 6 exons. Lineage: Eukaryota; Viridiplantae; Chlorophyta; Chlorophyceae; Sphaeropleales; Selenastraceae. Bases 1 to 1062 code for a protein of 353 amino acids. The record is from RefSeq and is a predicted model, not a curated record.
AUGGCGGCGCUGCUGCUGCUGUACAUCGGCUGGCGCUUCACAGAGGCCAUCGCCGGGCAGGGCUAUGACGCCGAAUUCAGCAGCGCCAAGAACUUUUUCAAGUUCCGCAUCAGCCCCAUGGUAUCAGGCCUUGUGUAUUGUUCAUACAUGGCGUUUCUUAUCAGCGCCAUGCACAUUGUGGCGUCUUCCAAUGACGGUGAAGAGGCGGCUGGCAGGCUGGAGCAGGCCAACGCGAAGCGCGGGGAGGGCUGGCCCGGGUCUUGGCGGUUCAGCACUGCGGGGCGCGUCGGCCUCGGGUUUGUGGGCAUCGCGUUCCUCAUAGCCACCAUCAUCCAGCUCCAAGGAGUGUUCUCUCGCAAGUGGCACCGCGAUUACCAGCAGCCCACCAGCCGCGCUGGCCGCGUCGUGAUGACGGCGGUGUUCACCCUCGGCCACAUUGGGUUUGCAGGCCGCGCGGGCGCCUUCGUGUCGAUGGCGGCGCUGUUUCUGAAGGAUGCGGGCGGCGUCGAUGAUGACACCGUCUCUCAUGAGAGCAGCAUGGUCGCCAACGCCCUCUACCAGCUGCAGUCUGGCGGCCCCGGACUGCGCGCGAUCCUGUUCUUGAUCGGCGCGCUGCUGGUCGUUUACGGCGCGUUUGCGGUCGCGUCGGCCGUCGGCGGGCGCCAGUUCCCGACGCCGCCGCCGAGCCGGCGGCGGCGGCCGACGGCGGCGGAGGUGAUCGCGGCGGGAGAGUCGGGGGCGGGUGCGGCCGGGGGGGCGGGGGGCAAGGAGGAGGUGCACAACGGCUGGGUUCAGCGGCUGGUGCGGCGCGCGGCGGGGUGCGGCAGCAUGUGGCGGCGGGAUGAGAGUGGAGACGGGCUGAAAGCAAAAUCAAGCAACACGUCCACGGGCGCAUCGUUGUCAGCGGCCCCUGCGGCCGUGCUCGCGGUGAGGGGUGGAAGCCCCAUUGCCGCUGAGGCGGUGCCGGGGUUAUCUUUCAUCCGAACUGGCAGCCGGGGCGAUGAGGGGGCGACGCUGGACGCAGCCGAGCGGGGGGCUGGGGCUGGGGUGCGCAGCGGAUGA